AUGUAUGUGAUGUCUACUAGUGGAGAGGGUGCUGAGUACCUGUGUGUCCCGCCUGACCCGGGCAUUAGGACUAGUGCGUCUGCCGCUCCAGGUACUCGCGUGUCUGCUACCCCAGGUGCUGGUGAGGCAGCUGCUCUAGGUGCUUCUGCGUCUGCCCCCCCUGGUACUGAGUCGACUGCAGCACUGCACACCUUCACACUGGACUCAGGUGUUUCUCGCUGCUUCUUUCGUGACCGCACUGCCCUUGAGCCACUUGCUCGGCCAGUUGCUGUCUCCCUCGCUGACCCCUCUUGGGGUCCGGUCAUUGCGACCUCCUCCACUGUCCUUCCCUGUCCUACGGUCCCGUCGGGCACACUGUCAGGUCUCCACCUCCCCUUGUUCUCUACGAACUUGGUGGCAGGUUGUGCACUCCAGGACGGGGGUGUUCAGCAGUUCACCCCUGCCUACGAGCGUGUGACACACUGCACGUGUGCUCGUACGGGCCGCCACUUGGCUACCUUCACUCGGGUCGUCCCUCCCCUCCCACCCUCGCCUGCUCCUCCCUGUCUUCCAUGUGUCGAGGGGCAGCAGCGCGCCGCUCCUCACUCCUCCUCGUUUCCCCCGACGACUGCUCCCUUGCAGACGCUCCACAUGGACGUGUGGGGCCCAGCCCGCGUCCGUGGUCAGGGUCAGGAGAGGUACUUCCUGAUAGUUGUUGACGACUACUCGCGCUACACCACGGUCUUCCCCUUGCGCACCAAGGGUGAGGUCCCUGAUGUCUUGAUCCCUUGGAUCCACAGAGCCCGUCUCCAGCUCAGCGAAAGUUUUCACUCGGACUUUCCUGUCCUGCGCUUGCACUCUGACAGAGGUGGUGAGUUCUCCUCCGACCUCUUGGCAGCCUUCUGUGUUGAGCAUGGCAUUGAGCAGUCGUUCACGCUUCCGGCCUCUCCACAGCAGAAUGGGGUUGCGGAGCUCCGCAUUGGCCUGGUCAUGGAGGUCGCCCAUGCCUCCUUGAUCCAUGCGGCUGCCCCCCACUUUCUGUGGCCGUUUGCGGUCCGGUACGCUGCGCAUCAACUCAACCUCUGGCCCCGUGUCUCCUUGCCGGAGACCUCGCCCACAGUGCUGUGGACGGGGGAGGUUGGCGAUGCGUCGCGUUUCCGGGUCUGGGGAUCUCGAGCUUUUGUCCGCGAUACGUCUGUGGACAAGCUCUCCUCCCGUGCUGUUCCCUGCAUCUUCCUCGGCUUUGUCCCGGACGGGCCUGGUUGGCAGUUUUACCACGCCACCUCGCGCCGAGUCUUGCCCUCUGAGGACGUCACGUUUGACGAGUCCGUCCCCUACUACCGCCUCUUUCCCUACCGCACUGCCCCGCUCCCCCCCCCCGCCGCUCUUCCUCGCGCCAGGUGCUCCUGUCGUAGACCCCCUCCCCCCUCAGGGUGCCGCUCCCUCAGUGGUGAGCCUGGGGGUGCUGAGCCUGGGGGUGCGGAGCCUGUGGGUGCUGAGCCUGUGGGUGCUGAGCCUGGGGGUGUUGAGCGGCGGAGUCCGGAGUUUGGGGGUUCUGGGUCUGGAGGCCCUGAGCCUGAGAGUCCUACACCUGGAGGAGCCCUCUCCUCGGAGCAGCUGCGUGAGUGGUACUUGCAGUACUGCAGCCUCAGGAGAGGUACCUGUGGAGCCAGGCGCACUACUGGGGCUAGUGCUAGUGCUUCUCCUCCUAGCCGAGAGCUCCCCUCCCGUGAGCGGAUCCGUGAGUGGUACGAGCGGCGCUGCACUCUUCGGAGUGGCGCGCCUUGUGUCGGUGACCCCGCUGUUGCUGGUGGUGCUGCUUGUACUGCGGACCCGGGCGUUGGGGCUGCUGCUGGUGAUGUGGACCCGGGCGCUAGUGCUGCUGCUGGUGCUGUGGAGUCGGGCGUUGGAGCUGCUGCUGGUGCUGAGGACCCGGGCGUUGGCGCUACUACUGGUGCUGAGGACCCUGGCGUUGGAGCUGCUGCUGGUGCUGAGGACCCGAGCGUUGGCGCUACUUCUAGUGCUGAGGACCCUGGAGCUGGUGCUGCUGGUGGUGCUGACGACCCGGGCGUUGGAGCUGCUGCUGGAGCUGAGGACCCGGGAGUUGGAGCUGCUGCUAGUGCUGAGGACCCUGGCACUAGUGUCUCUGCUGUCACUGUUAGAGCUACGGCCCGCCUCCCCACUGCCUGCUCCUUCUCCCACACUGAGCCUACUGGAGGUCUUAUUGAGCGUCGUGAGCCUGCGUCUCCCCCUGCGUCGCCUGCCCGUACUGCUCGUACUAGUGGUCGCGGUUCGCGUCAGCGUCCUCCUCCUGUCCCCGGCACGCACCGGAUGCCUCUGCGUCCAUCCAAUGCUCCACUUCGUGCCCCUUUGCCUUCUCCUCCUGAGUCCUCUCUUCCUGCUCUUGCCGACCCGGAGUCGGACUCUCUUUAUGCUGCCAGUCCUACUGUCACGCGUCUCCUUGCUACUGUCGUCACUGACCCUUCUUUCGAGUCCUGUGCUGCGUCUGCCCUAGAAGCUGAGCUCGUCGACUUUGCUGCUCGCUGUCGCCUAGACUACGCUGCUAGUCUUGUCGCUGAGUCUGAAUCUGUCUGUCCUCCGUCCGUCGGGGCUGAGUGUGCCCUUGGCACGGACGUCCUUGAGGACAGGCAGGAGGAGUUCCAGUGCUUGGCCGCUGCUUCACCUCAUCUCGUGUCCGUACUGCUUACCCCUGAGGGAGACCCGGAUGCACUUGACAUCCCGACUCCGCGCUCUAACGCAGAGGCGAUAGAGGGUCCCUACUCUUCUCAGUGGCAGGCAGCUAUGGAUGCAGAGAUGGCUUCCUGGAAGUCCACAGGCACCUACGUUGACGCUGACCCCCCUCCUGGGGCGAACAUCGUCAGUGGCAUGUGGAUUUUCAGGGUGAAGCGGCCGCCAGGUUCUCCGCCUGUCUUCAAGGCGCGUUACGUUGCUCGUGGCUUCAGUCAGCGGCAGGGAGUUGACUACUUUCAGACCUUCUCUUCCACCCCGAAGAUGACCACUCUUCGGGUACUGCUGCACGUAGCUGCUCACCGUGACUACGAGCUACACUCUCUUGACUUCAGCACAGCUUUCCUGCAGGGCAGCCUGCACGAGGAGAUCUGGCUGCGCCGCCCACUUGGCUUCACUGGAACUUUUCCUCCUGGCACCCAGUGGAGCCUCCGGCGGCCAGUCUACGGUCUCCGCCAGGCACCGCGUGAGUGGCACGACACACUGAGGACUACGCUUGCGGCUCUUGGGUUUGCUCCCUCUACUGCUGACCCGUCGCUGUUUCUACGCACCGACACUUCUUUGCCGCCGUUCUACAUCCUCGUGUACGUCGACGACUUGGUGUUUGCCAUAGCUGGCACUGCUGGACUCGCCCACGUGAAGUCCGAGCUGCAGAAGAGACACACGUGCACAGACCUGGGUGAACUGCACAGCUGCCUUGGCUUGCAGAUCACUCGGGACAGAGCACGCCGCACCAUCACCCUGACUCAGUCACACAUGGUGCAGAAGGUCCUACAGCGCUUCGGCUUCACGUACUCCUUGCCUCAGGCCACUCCUCUGCCUACUCGCCACUCGCUCUCACCUUUGCCUUCGGAUGAGUAUGUAGAGUCGAGUGGCCCGUACCCAGAGCUUGUUGGCUGCCUCAUGUACCUGAUGACCUGCACACGACCUGACCUUGCAUACCCUCUUAGCAUUCUCGCACGCUAUGUUGCUCCUGGGAGACACCGACCAGAGCACAUGGCUGCAGCGAAGAGGGUGUUGCGCUACCUGUGCAAUACGUUGGGCAUGGGGCUAGUGCUUGGAGGGCGAAGUCCAGUGGUCCUUACUGAUCACGGAGACGCUUCUUGGGCUGACGACCAGGCUACUCAGUGGUCGUCACAGGGUUACACCUUCAGCCUUGGUUCCGGCUCUGUUUCGUGGCAGGCUACUCGCUCGUCUUCUGUUCUCGGCUCCAGCUGUGAGGCUGAGAUCUACGCAGGAGCCAUGGCUGCACAGGAGCUUUGCUGGCUCACCUACUUGCUGACCGACCUUGGAGUGCCGCCUCGUUCUCCUCCAGUCCUGUACGUAGACAACAAGGCCAUGCUGGCCUUGUGUCGAGAGCAGAGACUGGAGCACAGAACAAAGCACAUUGCUCUUCGCUACUUCCUUGCUCGUGAGCUACAGCAGCGUGGUCAGUUGCGGCUUGCGUACGUGGCCUCCGAGGCCAACAUCGCUGAUGUCUUCACCAAGGCACUUGCGCCUUGUGAUCAUCAGCGCUUCGGCACCCAGCUGGGUCUUGUCUUGCCUCACUUGCUCACCUCUUGA
Messenger RNA from Closterium sp. NIES-65, 4290 nucleotides. Lineage: Eukaryota; Viridiplantae; Streptophyta; Zygnematophyceae; Desmidiales; Closteriaceae. The record is from the annotation of a GenBank genome assembly.